AUGUGUAAGGACGCAUCUCUUAAGAUCCGGAUAGAACAAGCACUAGAACAGCCUCUCCGGAAAAGGUUGCCAAGGCUUGAGGCAUUGCGUUACAUACCCAUCUAUCAGAAAGAAGCUUCCCAUAAUGAGGCCUUACUACAGUUUUCCAUGUUGGAUUUCAAUUUACUUCAAUCCUUGCACAAAAAGGAGCUCAGCCAAAUCAGCAACGGGCCAUGCACCUUCAUGUGUCUAAAUAGAUGGUGGAAGAAUUUGGAUUUAGAAAACAGGCUACCUUAUGUUCGCGGCAGAUUGGUAGAAGGCUACUUUUGGAUAUUGGCAGUCUAUUUUGAGCAUCAAUAUUUAGAUGCUAGGAUUUUUCUGAUGAAAACAUGCAAUCUUGCUAUCAUAUUGGAUGACACGUAUGAUAACUAUGGUACAUACGAAGAGCUUGAGAUGUUCACCCAAGCUGUUCAAAGAUGGUCGACAAACUGCAUCGAUACACUUCCUGAGUACAUGAAAUUCAUAUAUCAAGAACUUUUGGACGUUUACAAAGAAGCAGAGGAAGUACUAGAACCGAAAGGAAAAGCAUAUCAUAUUUACCAUACCAUAGAGAUGGUGAAAGAGUGCACUCGAAAUCUCCUAACUUAA
This is a messenger RNA of Lactuca virosa, 627 nucleotides long. Lineage: Eukaryota; Viridiplantae; Streptophyta; Magnoliopsida; Asterales; Asteraceae. The record is from the annotation of a GenBank genome assembly.